This is a messenger RNA of Aspergillus ruber CBS 135680, 2031 nucleotides long. Its product is annotated as putative C2H2 finger domain protein. The coding region runs from base 1 to 2031 and encodes 676 amino acids. Gene Ontology annotation, molecular function: DNA-binding transcription factor activity, RNA polymerase II-specific; zinc ion binding; RNA polymerase II cis-regulatory region sequence-specific DNA binding. Gene Ontology annotation, biological process: regulation of transcription by RNA polymerase II; DNA-templated transcription. The transcript has 7 exons. The record is from RefSeq and is a predicted model, not a curated record. Gene Ontology annotation, cellular component: chromatin. NCBI's taxonomy places the organism in Eukaryota, Fungi, Ascomycota, Eurotiomycetes, Eurotiales, Aspergillaceae.
AUGAAAUCCUCUGCAGAGAAGCAUUUUCGCUGUACGGUCUGCCAGCGAGGUUUCACGCGGAUUGAUCAUUUGAAAAGACACCAACUUCGUCACUCCGGAUUGAAGCCUUACUCGUGUGUUUUCUGCAAUGAAGCUUUUGCGCGAUGUGAUAAUCUCCGGGACCACUAUGCGGACUGCACAAAACGCGGGGACCAGAAAAUCCCGGAAACCGGCCAGAGAGGCAGACGGCGACAUGCGUGCCAACCAUGCAUGUCGAUGAAGCUUCGCUGCGAUGGAUCGAAUCCUUGUGGUUCGUGCCAGAAACGAAAUGUGGAAUGCGUUAAGGAGCAAGGGCCUGGUCCACAAAAAUCCCCGUUGUCAGAUAGCCAGUCUACAAGCACAACCCACUCUGCGCUGGCGCCCCGCAAUAUCUACGAACCAUCAUCUGAUCGCGGGUCGAUCAAGUUCCUUCUCAAUGGAGGCACCGACAGUUUCACCGAACACUUUCAUCUUCCGCCACAUACUGAUAGAGCCCGCGGGUUAGAAUACCAUAACCAGAAGGGGUUUGAGGAGGCUGAAAUGUCGAUCCUGGGUUAUCCUGAAAGAAGCGAUCAGCCGGACUACGCACCAGCUUUUGCCGAGUCGGAUCCAGCUGCCUUGUCUUUUUUCCAGGAUACCUUUAUCAAUUUCUUUAACGGUCCAUUUCCACUUGGCGAGCCACCAAAAACAUUGGAGGAGCACUACAGAAGCGAAGCUCGCUACAAUCCAAUGAUGUCCCAAGGGCAACCAUCACAUGAACCGGAGAAGCCGUUUGCUAUGGCACUGAUUCAGGCAAUACUAUCCAAAGUUUGGACUGUCCACCUUGAGCCCAAGACUCAGGAAGAAAUCUCCAUGAAUAUCCACUUCCUAUUGACAACUUCCCGCAUUCGAAAAUUCGUUUCCCUAUAUUCCAGGUUCUGGCAUUCCAAUUGCCCGCUCGUCCACAUUGCAAGCUUUGAUCCCGAAAUUGCUUCGCUGCCGUUGCUCACGUCUAUCGUCUUUAUGGGUGCCAUAUAUUCAGAUGACGUGAGGGAGUCGAGUACCGCCAAGAGGAUUCUUGACUUCGCAGAGCUGUUUGUGUUCUCGAGUCAAGUUUUUGCAUCCAAGCAUGAGAUUGGUGUCAGUUUCCGUACGGAACACCGCAUGGAUGAUGAUCCGAACGAAUUCGUCAAACUGCAAGAUCUUCAAGCAGGAUACAUCAUGACAGUUACGCAAUACUGGGCAGGUGAUCGUGUUUCACGAAAUCGCGCGAUGGAGACCCUCUUUAAUCAGGUUGUCAACGUUGCUCGUAAACUCGGUCUUUCCAAGUGUCGUCACCAGCCGCAGGAUCAACUCCAUGAAUCCUUGUGGAUUCAAACAGAAUCUCGUAUUCGUAUCAUGGCCAUGAUAGCCUUGAUCGACUCUGCAUUCUCAUUCUUCCAAAACUACCCAUGUCGUCUGACGCAUGUUGAAAUGGACUGUGAUCUUCCAUGCGAAGAGAUCAUUUUCAAUUCCGUCCACCCAUUUUCAGAGCCGAAUUUCCGCUUUUCUCGAAAUCUCACCGUCUCGGAGGCUUUCCAGAGUUUGUUUGAGGAGUGUCCCGAGGACUCGCCUAAUCCACCGAUUAUCUCCUUUCCACAGAACGAUAUUGGUAAUCCUCUGGGAUUUACAGUGUUCGAUAUGUUUCUUCUAAUACACCUGCUAUACGCCUUCAUCAACACCCACAUGACUCUCCUAAUCCCCAUCCUCCGAAAAUACCAAACCGCAAAAUCACCCAGCACAAUCCCAGAUGAUUCCAUCCUAGCAGCAAUCCGCACAGCCCUAUCACGAUGGCGCGAACACUGGGUAACAUUACACAACCAAUUACCAGGAGAUCAAUGGGCGUCUAUGGGCUUCUACAAGAAUGGAUAUAACUUUUGGCUCGUCUCGCAGCUGCUGAUUACCAAGAAAGAAAGCGUAGAUGUGGUGAUGCGGAUGGAAGUGAAGUGUGAGGAUAAAUUGGAGAAGCUGAAGGUGCUACUUAUGGAUGAAUAG